GAAUUACUCCCAGCCAGUGCGCACAAUUGGUUUGUCAUAGUCGCAGAAAAGAGCUCAGGUUUUAGGGACCCAAACAACUUGGACUCUUUUCUCACCUGCGGAGCGUUUUUAACCUCACAAUAUUUCCACUUCCUCCAUCCCUCGUGUGUCCAAUUCUUCUGGAUAUUUUUUUUUUCCCUUUUUGUUGUGUGAGUGGCGAGGUCGGUUUUUCUUUUUUUUUUUUUUUUUUUUUUUUUAGCUUCGGGACGUGAUGUAGCCCCCGCACAGAAGGACGCCUCGUGCCAUAAAGGGAUGUAAAAGAAGGGGGGUACCUACAACAGUGCCGUGGAUACACCGCGAGGAAGCUGCUGUUUACUGCGCGCAACAUCACCAGGACACUCGGGAUUGUGGACGCACGGCCGAUUAAACAAGAGUCCAUUUUUUAACGAGGAUAUUGAACUAUUUGGAUUCUCUCUCCUCCAUGCACUGUGCGCGAAGCGGUGUCCAACGCCUGCAAGAGACUUUACAGUGAAUUUAUCGCUUUUACUUUGAAUGGAAGGACGUGAGCGGUUAUCUCCACUGCACCAGUGAUUUCUAAAUCCGCGGAAACAGAAGAUGGUUUUAUUAUCUGGCAUGUGAAAUGCAGGACUUGUGAAAAGACUCAGACUCCUUCUUCAAUCAAGAUUCUGGACUGCAUCCAGGUUCUGAGCAGCAGGACUCGUGUCCUUGUGGUGAACGUGGCACAGUGGAGGGAGCCGUGCCAUAAAGGUGGAACCCCAAUUCCGGCAUUUGCCAGCUAAAGACUGACCUAAACCGGGACCUUCAGCAGCGGGCGGUAAGAGGAGGAGGAGGCCAUGUGGACCGCACGCCUGCUUGUCCUCGCCAGCCUCUUCGCACCGGCCGCUCUGGCCUUCAGUCGAGCACCCAUCCCCAUGGCGGUUGUGAGGAGGGAGCUGUCAUGCGAGAGCUACCCCAUCGAGCUGCGCUGCCCAGGCACCGACGUCAUCAUGAUUGAGAGCGCCAACUACGGUCGCACCGAUGACAAGAUCUGCGACGCGGACCCGGCGCAGAUGGAGAACACGCGGUGUUACCUGCCAGAUGCAUACAAGAUCAUGUCGCAAAGAUGUAAUAACCGGACCCAGUGUGCCGUCGUGGCCGGACCAGAUGUGUUUCCUGACCCCUGCCCGGGAACGUACAAAUAUCUGGAGGUCCAAUAUGAAUGUGUGCCCUACAAAGUGGAACAAAAAGUAUUCCUGUGCCCAGGGCUUCUGCGCAGGGUGUACCAGAGCGAGCACCUCUUUGAAUCUGACCACCAGUCAGGAGCCUGGUGCAAAGACCCUCUCCAAGCGUCUGAUAAGAUUUACUACAUGCCCUGGACACCCUAUCGUACCGACACGUUGACCGAAUACUCCUCCAAAGAAGACUUCAUCGCAGGAAGACCGACGACGACCUACAAGCUCCCACAUCGUGUCGACGGAACCGGUUUUGUGGUCUACGAUGGCGCGCUCUUCUUCAAUAAGGAGCGCACGCGCAACAUUGUCAAGUUUGACCUGCGGACUCGUAUCAAGAGCGGUGAAGCUAUCAUUGCCAACGCCAACUACCAUGACACUUCUCCAUACCGCUGGGGAGGGAAAUCAGACAUUGAUUUGGCCGUUGACGAAAAUGGCCUUUGGGUGAUUUAUGCUACCGAGCAGAACAACGGGCGGAUUGUGAUCAGCCAACUCAAUCCCUACACAUUACGAGUCGAGGGGACCUGGGACACCGCUUACGACAAGCGCUCGGCCUCCAAUGCCUUCAUGAUCUGUGGAAUCCUAUAUGUAGUAAAGUCAGUGUAUGAAGACGAUGAUAAUGAGGCGACAGGGAACAAGAUUGACUACAUCUACAACACAGAGCUGAGUAAAGAUGGUUUUCUCGACAUCCCGUUUCCAAACUCCUAUCAGUACAUUGCUGCUGUGGAUUAUAAUCCCAGGGACAACCUGUUGUACGUUUGGAACAAUUACCAUGUCGUGAAGUACUCGCUGGACUUUGGAGCAUUAGACAACAGGCUAGAAACAUCCUCCUCCAUAAUGGUCUACAUGGACACAACUACAAUGACAACAAGGACCACUACUCGGCCCACCACUGUUACCCUGACAACCACGACAGGCAGGACUACCACUACCAGGAUGCCAGCUUCUACAACUGCAAUGGCCCCACGGACGACCACCACGGUGGCGAACCCUGUCCAGACAGUGGUGGAGGGUUUGGCUCCAAAAGAUGAUGAUGAUGAUGAUGAUGAGGGUGGACCGCCUUCCUCCAAGCUUCCCAACAUCAGGGUGGAGUACUGCAACCCCUUGGUGAUGAUGGACAUCUCCUGGCCCAAGACCAAGCCGGGGACGGUAACCAAGAUGCCAUGUCCACCUGGAACCAUAGGCGUCGCUUCAUACAUGUGCGUCGGUCCAGAGGGAUACUGGGACCCCCAAGGACCUGACUUCAGCAACUGCACCUCCCCAUGGGUCAACCUCAUCAGCCAGAAGCUCAAAGCCGGAGAGACAGCCGCCGUCAUUGCCAGAGAGUUGGCGGAGCAAACUAAGCGUAACCUUCAGGCAGGGGACAUCACGUUCACGGUGAAAGCCAUGGUUCAGCUGGUGGAUCUCCUCGACGUGCAGCUGAGGAACCUCACGCCGGGCGGCAAAGACAGCGCCGCGCGGAGCCUCAACAAGCUACAGAAAAGAGAGCGCUCUUGCCGGUUUUAUGUUCAGGCUAUGGUGGAGACGGUCAACAACCUGUUGCAGCCGCAUGCGCAGGCUGCGUGGAGGGAGCUGAGCACCGGCGAGCAGCUGAGGGCGGCCACCAUGCUGCUGGAUACGGUGGAGCAGGGCGCUUUCGUGCUGGCUGACAACCUGCUGAAGACAGACAUAGUGCAGGAAAACACCGACAACAUCCAGCUGGAGGUCGCGAGGAUGAGCACAGACGGGAAUUUGCCGGAUCUGAAGUUCCCACAAACUGGAGGACAGGGUAACUCCAUCCACCUGUCAGCGAACACGCUCAAGCAGCAUGGAAGAAACGGUGAGAUCAGGAUAGCAUUCGUCCUGUACAAACACAUUGGGGUUUACCUCUCCACUGAGAACGCCAGCAUUAAACUGGGCAGCGAAGCGAUGGCGACCAAUUACUCCGUCAUUGUCAACUCCCCAGUGAUCACAGCUGCCAUCAACAAGGACUCUAACAAAGUCUACCUCUCUGACCCUGUCAUUUUCACCAUCAGACACCUACAGCAAUCCGAGGAGAACUUCAACCCCAACUGUUCCUUUUGGAGUUACUCCAAGAGAACCAUGGCCGGUUUCUGGUCGACGCAGGACUGUCGCUUGCUAGGCACCAACAGGACUCACACCACAUGCUCCUGCACCCAUCUAACCAAUUUCGCCGUCCUAAUGGCCCAUGUGGAUGUCAAGAACACAGACCCCAUCCACGACAUGCUUCUGGAUGUCAUCACGUGGGUCGGCAUCCUGCUGUCGCUGGUCUGCCUGCUCAUCAGCCUCUUCACCUUCUGCUUCUUCCGCGGCCUCCAGAGUGAUCGCAACACCAUCCACAAGAACCUCUGCAUCUGUUUGUUCAUCGCGGAGUCCCUGUUCCUGGUGGGGAUCAACCGAGGCGACCAGCCGAUUGCCUGUGCCGUCUUCGCAGCCCUGCUCCACUUCUUCUUCCUGGCAGCGUUCACGUGGAUGUUCCUGGAGGGCGUGCAGCUCUACAUCAUGCUGGUGGAGGUGUUCGAGAGCGAGCACUCGCGCCGCCGCUACUUCUACAUGGUGGGCUACGGAGUUCCGGCGCUAAUUGUGGCCGUUUCCGCCGCAGUGGACUACAGGAGUUACGGCACCGACCGAGUUUGCUGGCUUCGCCUGGACACCUACUUCAUUUGGAGUUUCAUAGGACCAGCAACCUUGAUAAUUAUGCUCAACGUGAUCUUCCUGGGCAUCGCUCUCUACAAGAUGUUCCAUCACACGGCCAUCUUGAAACCAGACUCCGGUUGCCUGGACAACAUCAAAUCAUGGGUGAUUGGGGCCAUAGCCCUGCUGUGCCUGCUGGGCCUGACCUGGGCCUUUGGUCUCAUGUAUGUCAACGAGAGCACGGUGGUCAUGGCCUACCUGUUCACCAUCUUCAACUCCCUGCAGGGAAUGUUCAUCUUCAUCUUCCACUGUGUGCUGCAGAAGAAGGUCCGUAAAGAGUACGGAAAAUGCCUCCGUACUCACUGCUGCAGUGGCAAAAGUGUGGACAGCUCCAUCGGCUCGGGAAAAGGCACCGCCUCCCGUGCACCAGGACGAUACUCUACAGGCUCACAGAGCCGCAUCCGCCGAAUGUGGAAUGACACGGUCAGGAAACAGUCCGAGUCUUCUUUCAUGACCGGUGACAUCAACAGCUCCGCAUCACUCAACAGAGGGGCUAUGGCUAACCAUCUUAUUCCUAAUGCACUCCUACGUCCUCAUGGCACUAACAAUCCCUAUAAUACAUUGCUUGGGGAAUCGGCAGUCUAUAACAACCCUCUGGGCAUGUACAACACACAAGAGGGAAUCCUGAACAAUGCCCGGGAUACAAGUGUCAUGGAUACUCUACCACUGAAUGGUAACCAUGGCAACAGCUACAGCAUCGCCAGCGCCGAGUACAUGAGUGACUGCGUCCAGAUUAUCGACAGGGGCUACAACCACAAGGAGACCACCCUGGAGAAAAAGAUCCUGAAAGAGCUCACCUCCAAUUACAUCCCAUCCUACCUCAACAACUCCCACGACCGCUCAGCCGAGCACAACCGGAACCUGAUGAACAAGCUGGUCAACAACGUGAGCAACGGCGGCAAGGACAGCGGCUACGGGAUGGGCUUGGGGAUGGGGUUGGGCAUGAAUGUUGCGCUGAGUCUGGACGACCACUCGACCUUUGGGCCGCACCACGACGAGGGCCUCGGCCUGGAGUUAAUCCGCGAGGAGUCUAACGCCCCGCUGCUGCCUCAAAGACCGCCUCCAUCCCUGCAGGCGGUUGACAACCUUCACAAUCACCUCCACCAAUCGGUGCCGCCUCCCCUCCCGCUGCCACACCACCCCUUCUCGUCCGCAACCACCUCCUCGUCCUCUCGGCGGAGGAUCCCCCAGGAGAACAGCGAGAGUUUCUUCCCCUUACUCAACAACGAGCACACGGGGGACGAGAGCUCGUCCCCGAUCCACAACCACCAGAGAGACUCGCUCUACACCAGCAUGCCCAUGCUCUCUGGUCUGCCCGACGUGUCUGCGGAAUCUGCAGACGGCUCCAAGGAUGGAGGGGACGCCAAGAGCCCUGAGGCCAGCUUGGACGACGUAUACUACAAGAGCAUGCCCAAUUUGGGCUCGGGCAACCACCUCCAUCAGCUGCACUCCUACUACCAGCUAGGGCGGGGCAGCAGUGACGGGUUCAUUGUGCAGCCAAACAAAGAGGAUCUAUCUCCGGAAGAAGCCCACCAGGAGCCGUCACACCUGGUCACCAGCCUAUAGGCCCCAAAAAAACCCCACACUCCUCCAGUGUCCCUCUUGUUACUGUAGUCCUCUUACUCCUCCAUGUCUCUCUUUUCCAUCAGUCGUCGGCAGUGGUAGCCUUUCUUUUUAUUGCGUGUCCAGAAAAAACUGAGGGGAAGCGAUUAACUGUACAAUUGCGGACAGGAUGAUAAUUGCAACAUACAGGGGCUAAAAUGUGACUGUAUUCGGGUAGACAUUGCAGAAUCUGUUGAUGUUGUGCCCCCCCCCCCCCCCACCCCCACCCCCCAACCCCUCCUCUCGUCGCAAACCCCGUGCGGUUUGCUGUGUUUUGUCUCAGUGUGAAAAGAGACAUUACCCACACAGGAUUUCUAGGUCACAGCGAUAUAGCCUGACAGUCAAAAAAAGGAACUGCACAGCCCCAAAACUAUACAAGUCUAAAGUAUAGACUGCACCAGAGUAAAUGGGAGAUUUAAAAAAAAAAAAAAAGACUAUUUUAUUAUACUUCUCUGUCUAUAUUGACUUUUUGAAAGAUUUUCUUCCUCUUUGGUGAGUCGCAGCACAUUUUGUUUGCUGAAAGUGUCCCUUCAAUGAAAAAAAAAAAGACAAAAAAACUCAUUUUGAACAAUUACCAUGAAGGAAUUAUUGAUCGUAUGCUUUCAAGCAUAGCUGUUCUGUUUUCCUUUCCUUUUACUGUAAUAACAGUUGUUAAAGAGGGAGAAAAAAAACUAAUAAGAGAACUAUGAGAUAUUUCUAUGUAAUUGUACAGAUAACUAGCAUUGCACAUUAUAGUAUGCUUUUUUUUUUCUUUUUUUUUUUUUUGUUCCGAGCAAACCCUUCGUCUCUGUAAAUGUAGUGGUUAGGAGCAAUUCUGUUCUGUUGUGCUGGCCUCUCUAGGUUUCUGGUACCAAUCUCUCUUUUUUUGUUCCGUUUUUCUUUGGGUUUUUUUCACUUUUCAAAAAGUGACCACCUGAAUAGAAUGAAAAUAUCAAAAAAUAUAUAUAUAUCACAACAAAACACUUAACAUGCAGGCAUUUGUGUGUCAAAUUGAUCUUUGUUUCAUGUUUGUUUUCUGUUUGAUUUGUUUCCCUCUUUUUUGUUUUUGUUUUACAGUGUAGAUGGCUCUGAUUGACUGCUCAUCAGUGAGACAGAAUUGCCCAAUCCCAAUCUCCCACCCUAAAGACUAAACAACAAACCCUCACAGACUCGCAUGUCUUCAGGCGUGCAGUGCGGGAGUGUUUUAGAUGGUAUAAAAUUAGGAAUGCGACACACUAUAUUGCUCCAUAAUACAUAAUUGGAAAAACAGCCUGCCUCCAGUAUGUUUGUGUUUCUUCCAUUACAUU
This is a messenger RNA of Labrus mixtus (cuckoo wrasse), 6790 nucleotides long. Its product is annotated as adhesion G protein-coupled receptor L3-like. The transcript is spliced from 24 exons. Gene Ontology annotation, biological process: brain development; cell surface receptor signaling pathway; synapse assembly. The record is from RefSeq and is a predicted model, not a curated record. NCBI's taxonomy places the organism in Eukaryota, Metazoa, Chordata, Actinopteri, Labriformes, Labridae. Gene Ontology annotation, molecular function: carbohydrate binding; G protein-coupled receptor activity. Gene Ontology annotation, cellular component: axon; glutamatergic synapse; cell-cell junction. Bases 834 to 5468 code for a protein of 1544 amino acids.